GGGCUGCGGGGCGGCCGGGCGGGCGCCGCGAUGAGGGAGCAGAGCGCGCGCACGGCCGCGCUCGUCCUGUGCAUCCUGUCCUACCUGCUGGUGGGCGCCGCCGUCUUCGACGCGCUGGAGUCGGACGCGGAGAGCGGCCGCCAGCGGCUGCUGGCGCGGAAGCGCGGCGAGUUCCGCAGGAAGUACGGCUUCUCGGCCGAGGACUACCGCGAGCUGGAGCGCCUGGCGCGGCAGGCGGAGCCGCACCGCGCCGGCCCGCAGUGGCAGUUCGCCGGCUCCUUCUACUUCGCCAUCACCGUCGUCACCACCAUCGGGUACGGCCACGCCGCGCCGGGCACGGACUCGGGCAAGGUCUUCUGCAUGUUCUACGCGCUGCUGGGCAUCCCCCUGGCGCUGGUCACCUUCCAGAGCCUGGGCGAGCGGCUGAACACGCUGGCGCGGCGCCUCCUGCUGGCGGCCAAGCGCUGCCUGGGCCUGCGGCGGCCGCGCGUGUCCACCGAGAACAUGGUGGUGGCCGGGCUGCUGGCGUGCGCCGCCACCCUGGCCCUCGGGGCCGCCGCCUUCGCGCACUUCGAGGGCUGGACCUUCUUCCACGCCUACUACUACUGCUUCAUCACCCUCACCACCAUCGGCUUCGGCGACUUCGUGGCGCUGCAGAACGACGGGGCGCUGCAGAGGAAGCCGCGCUACGUGGCCUUCAGCUUCCUCUACAUCCUCCUGGGGCUCACGGUCAUCGGCGCCUUCCUCAACCUCGUGGUCCUGCGCUUCCUCGCCGCCAGCGCCGGCGCCCCGCAGCGCGCUGCCCGCCGCGCCAGCGCGCGCCGCCCGGGGGCGCCCGACAGCAGCCGGCCCGGCCGCGCGCCCCGCCCCGGGGGCUCCGCCUCCGCCGCCCGCCGCGCGCACCGGCUGGAGACGUGCGCCCGCGACAAUCUGGGCUUCUCGCCCCCCUCCAGCCCCGGCGCCGAGCGCCGCGGCGAGCCAGACAGGCCCCGGGCCCGGCGGAGGUCCAUCUGACGGCGCCACCCGGGCCCGGUGGAACCCGGAAUGGCAGGGUCGGCGUCACCUCCCAGGGCGCCCUCCCCGGGACUUGGAGAGGGUGAAGGGCCCAGGGCUGUCUUCCGCCACGAGCAGCUUCUCAACACCUUCUGCGGCUAGUCCCCUCCCUCCUCUCCAAAAAUACACUGAAGUCGCAUCACAAGCACGCGCCAGACGCUACAGCCACCCUGCAGGAGCAAAUCCCUCCUGGUCCAAUCCGUAGGAAGGCUUGGCCACAGCGGCACCUAGGAGAGGCUCUGCGCAGGUCCGUGUCACCAACGGGCCGCCCCUUGCGAGCAACUUCUGUAUGUGAAUAGCCUGGUUUUCCGUGUUGUAGGAGAAACGCGCGACUUUCCACCCCGAAAUCCUCGUCGGAGUCGGUGAGGCCAGGUGCUCCCGCUUCCAGCAGCGCUGGGAACAGAGACCGGCCGGUGUGGCGUGAAACUGGCCCACGUGUGAACGAUGCUUUGUCCCUGGCCAGCCCACUUCGGGAUGAGGGGGCCCUUGCCGACAUGACACCCACUGUCACUGGGCCUCCUGGACACAGCCCAAUGCUGUGGUACAAGCUCUCAAUCACCAGCAAUGUGACCUUGGGGAAUUGCAUCCCCUCCCUGGGCCUCAGUUUCCACAUCUUUAAAGUGGCUGGGCUCACCCAGAACCCUUGUCCCUCUUCUGCGUCUCUGGCAGGGCUUUCUGGAACAGGCCCCCCUCGCCACAGGGGGCAUUAACAAAGCCCCUGGUGUGGUGUCCUGGCAGCCCAUAGCACUCAGCCCCUUAACACACCAGCUUCCCUCCGCGUCCCAGAUAGAACGGUUUCCACACAAAGCAAGAGCAAGCCAGGUUAGAAAAGCCAAAAACUUUAAUUUUCAACAUGAGCUACAUGGUCAUGAACACAAUGCAGUGUGACCCGCUCCAACCCAGGGGCCCUGGAAACCGUCCCUCCCCAAAGGCCUGGGCACUCCGGCUCCUGGCGAGGGAAUGAGGGAGAGGGGUGGAUGGAGAGAGGCCCCCAGCCUGAGCACCCAGGGCCCUGCCUUCCCGCCACCCCAGUAGGAGGCAGCCAUAGAGUGAACCGGCUCCAGGGGCAACGCCCACAGCCCUGGGUUCAAGUCUCCACUCUGGCCUCACAGAAGCUCUGGGUAACAUGGGCACCGCCAGCCCACCUCAGGGGGGGCUGCGAGUCAGGGGAGCCGUGGACACUUUCUGUCCACUCCGACGUGCUGCUCUACAGACACGGGCCCUCCCAGAGGGCCUGGGAGUCACUACAGAGGAAUGGGCUCGGUCCCCUGGGCCUGGAACGGCUGCUGCUCAAUAAAUAAAUGCAGGUGACCUUG
This is a messenger RNA of Microcebus murinus (gray mouse lemur), 2369 nucleotides long. It is a transcript of the gene KCNK15, whose product is annotated as potassium two pore domain channel subfamily K member 15. Gene Ontology annotation, biological process: potassium ion transmembrane transport; stabilization of membrane potential. Gene Ontology annotation, molecular function: outward rectifier potassium channel activity; potassium ion leak channel activity. Lineage: Eukaryota; Metazoa; Chordata; Mammalia; Primates; Cheirogaleidae. Gene Ontology annotation, cellular component: plasma membrane. The record is from RefSeq and is a predicted model, not a curated record.